AUGAAUGAAGCAUUCAGACGUUGGAUUUCAUUCAAGGGGGGUGGUGGUGGUUGUGGAUUGUGCCCAUGCGAGGGCACAUCAGAGGCAGCGAUGUCCUGUGCAAGUUUCGUCGGAACGAACGAACGAACGAACCAGGCGAGAGUUUCUCUAAUUGGCGUGUUCAGUUCUGUGCAGAAUUCGAUUCCCUUCCCUUCCCUCGCCAGGAAGAGGUGGGUUCGUGAACAUCGAGUCGACGAGCAAGCAAUGAAGGUGCAGUGCGCGCGUCGUUCGUCGUCGUCGUCGUCGUGGUCACAGACCAAGAGGAAAGAAAUCAAGAAAUCUCCUCGUGAACGAGUCACGAUCUCGUCGUGUUGUGCUGGUGUGCGUUUUGUGGUGUGGUGCCGUGCGGUGGUGGCGAGGCGAUUUCCAGUCAGGCCUGCCCACAUGUUGAACGAGUCGUGCGGGUGCCGACUCUGCGGCGAGUCUGCCACAGCACUCCGGUCCCAAGUCUGGUUUGGAUUCGGGUCCACAAACACCUACCACACUCUGCACAGUGCACGUCAGUAG
Notodromas monacha is the source of this 546-nucleotide messenger RNA. Lineage: Eukaryota; Metazoa; Arthropoda; Ostracoda; Podocopida; Cyprididae. The record is from the annotation of a GenBank genome assembly.